Molecule: messenger RNA, 13437 nt
Organism: Cryptotermes secundus
Lineage: Eukaryota; Metazoa; Arthropoda; Insecta; Blattodea; Kalotermitidae
Gene: ocm
Exons: 11
Coding region: 297-12989 (4230 amino acids)
Molecular function (GO): protein dimerization activity
Source: RefSeq, a predicted model, not a curated record
CCAGAGGUCUCCACUGUCGCGAGGCCAACGGUGUUGAAAAUAAUGUGGCGUAAUGGUGGUUUCGUUUUAUUGGUGCAAGAAAUCACGACGACACACGUUGGGGGCGUUUUUCUUGUCAGUGUAGUGUUUGUGCUUCGCUAGAACAAAAUUAGGCUAUCAGGGAGAUAAAAGAGGCCACUGCUGAAAGAAACCCUACAGAGCUCAUUUGUUAACACUUCGGAAGUCUGCAGCAACUUUUCUCUGCUGAUGUUCAAAUAUUCGAAAGAAGAUUCUGCCUCAAGGACAACAGAGCCGUGAUGGUGCUUGGAAAACAUAAUCCAGAUGAACGAAAUGUGAUGACAGUAUACUUAUCUGAGGACCUGGGUGCUGUCAGCAGAGAAUUCCAAACAAGAUCAUUUCAUGCAAAUAGUGUUGGCAUAGAUGACAGCAGUUCAGCAGUAGAAGGCACCAUUGAGGAGAGUAAAUCAUCAGAUGAAAAAAAGGGGAAGAAAAGAUUUUCAUCCGCUGGUCACAACAAGCCUCCAGAACUUGUCCCCUACUGCAGUGAUGUUCAUGUUUCUCACCCAGAUGAAGAUAGCAGCAGUCCACCACAUUUGUUUCCAGAGGGUAUCAUGACAACUAAACUGAAGAAAUCCCUUCCAGGCAAAACAGUUAAGGAUAUUCAGCUCAUCAGUAUUGGUUCAAGCUCACCACAAAACAAAGAUGACAUGGAGUGCACUGAAUUUAAUGAUUCAAGUGAGUUUGAAUGUGAUGAAGAAUAUGUAAUAGCAGAAAAACUUAAGAGGAAGAUUAAUCCAUUGUGUAAGUCAUUGGGCCUUAGUCCAUUGAAACAAGGAAAGUGGAUGAAUGAGGUGAAAACUGAUAACAGACAUACAGGAAUUGAAAAAUCUGUUUACAAUUUCUUCCUGAACAUGAAACUGGGCAAAACAAGGCUGAGGGAACGAGAUAAGCUGAGGAAGGCAAGCGAACGAAUGCGGAGGAGUCCUCGAGCUCUGACAUCGAAGGAUGAGAAUACUGAUACAAGUUCAGUACUUCAAGGAAAGUGUGGUGCUGAUGUGAAUACUGCACGAACUGAGACUUGUGAAACCAGCACAGCUGGUAGUAAUAUCACUAAGUACUCAGAAUCACCUAGUCAUUUAGAUAAUGAAUAUAACAGAACAGUUUCACAGAAGAAAAGUUUUACAGCUUUAAAAGGAGGUAAUUAUUCACCUCUCACCCAAAGUUCAGAGAGUUAUAGAAUGAACUUCACAGAAUGUAUAGAUAUAAGUGGAGAGUCUGUAGAUUCAUUUGAGUCUAUGGAUGCAGAAGGUGAACUAGGAGGGUACUUGGUUAAUGAGGUUGCUUUAUCAGAACCUACAGUGAAACAGCAAUGUACUGAAAGAAAUGAGGCCUGUAGGAACUUCAAGGAAUCUUGGUUUUCAUUGUCUUCAAAGAAUGGAAGUACAGAAUUGCAUCAUAAUCUGUUGGCCUGUAAUGUUAUCGAAGAUGCAAAGAAAGAUACCAAACAGGUUGCAGAGGAAGUUUAUAGCCUCUCAAAAAAAGCUCAAAACUAUUCAAAUGCUUCUAUUCCUAAUAAAUGUGACAAGGAACAAGAUAGUAUAUCUGUGUGUAUUAAAUCAAGCAGUGAUUCUCAGAACUCUAAAGGCCAGAAUUUGAAAGGUGUACAAGAUAAACUAAAAGUAACACAAAAGAGAGUAUUAACUUCUGAACAAACAGAACUUACAGGUUUGUUUCAGAAACGGGUUUCCAGUCUACAAAAUUUUGUGCAAAGUGGGGGAGAUGAAAAAGAAUGUGGUACAACAGAAAAUGCCAAGUCAACAGCACACGGUUCAAAUAAAGUUGCUGAAUCCAGUUCAUAUUACUGUAAAGGAAAUACAGCUUGUGACACUGAAGUAUAUGCGAGUGAUGAAAUUGCAGCAUGUGAGUUGAAUGAGGAAUUGAAGAAGGAUGGAACGGUAAUACAGGGACAUAAUGCUGAAUUUACUACCAGUGCUGUGAGUGAAAGUAACAGAAUGAAGCAGUGUUGUAGAAAGCAAGAAGGAAACAUUUAUGAAUGUGAUUCAUGUGAAAGUAACACUCAAGAGGUGAAAAAGAAACAGCAAAAUAUAAAAUUGCAGACUGCAGAUUGCUCAUUACUUGAAGGUCACAAAAAAGUUUUCUCUCGGAAGGGCAGUCUUGGUUUAACGGAAAUGAAGAUUAAUAAAUGCGAAGACUUCAAGGAAGGUAUGCCAAAGACUUCAGAGUCUGAUUUAAUUACCUGCAAGCAAACAGUAAAGGGUGAUAAAAGAGAGACAUCUUGUGUUAUGGUAGCAGGAUCUUCAAGUGACAGUAUCUUCACUUAUGGCAUGGGGAACUCAAAUUUUAAUGGCACAUCUAAGCUGAACAGUAGUCACAGCUCUGAAAAGGGUGUAAAUUAUCAGUCAGAUGUUACAUGUGCAAGAAUGAUGGUUGACAGUUUUGGCAGAGAUUUACUUGCUGGAUGUGAUGUUGCACAAGAACCACCUGAUGACAUUGAUCCUAAUGUGUAUGUGACUCAGGAUCCUAACAAGUGGCCUGUAGUAGAGGGUGAUGAAGAUUAUGAUGAUUAUAUUUUUACAUUACCAAAGCGUGUUAGUACAGGAAAAGAGGAACGGGACAUAAUUGAUGGAAUUGAAAUGUUGUCAUUUGAGACAGAGCAUGACAUGGUUGAGUUUACUAAAAUUCAGCAGGAUUUUUGUCAUGGCUCAUCUGUAGAUGAUGGAAUGAUUCAGAGUGAUGAUGGGCUGGAUAUGAUGGAUGAUACUUUUCCACUUUGUGGUGAUGUGGAUUUGCAGUAUAUGCACCAAGCCAUUGUCCCUACUAAGACUAAUGACAUUACAAAAAUUAAAGGCUGGAGGAACAAACAGUUUGCUGUUAAUGACAAUCCAUCCCAUUAUUGUGGUAGUUUCAGCAGUGAGGCGUAUGAAGAUGAUGAUGGCUUUGAAAGCUGUGAUGUUAAAACAACAGAUGAAACAAACACAGAAGAAGAUCAACAAAACCACUGGUAUUCUGAAGACACCAAAUAUAAUGAUACAGACGUAUGUACAACUGUUAAAGAUGCAGAAAGUCGAGCAACAGAGGCUAGGACUAGUAGUGGUAGUUGUGGGAAACAGAAACCCAACUUGGUGAAAGAAGAUGUGAUGUUGAGUUAUGGAGCUGUUUUCCAGCCUAAGGCAGUUGAACUGCUGAAACAUCUUCAGGCAAAUGUUAGCGAGACUAAUAAUUCCAAAUCUGCUUUUGUAAGUGAUGUAUUAGAUAACUAUCUUUCAACCCAUUCUCAGCUCAAUGUUAGCUAUGAAAUCCCUAAGUUGGGUGCAGAAGAAGGAAUAACUCACCAUCCAGAAUAUGAGACAGACAAAUUUAUAUUUCCUUCACCUCCCAAACUCCUGCAUACAGUUUCAGAAAAGCCAUGUGUACCAAGAAAGACUGGGCCAAAACCCAAGACUUUGGCAGAAAAACGAAAAAUGUUAGAAAUGGAAAUGCUCGAAGCUGAAUCCAUAAAAGGGCAGAAACGACCUCAGCGAGGAAGGCCGAGGUUGCGUCCUCAAACUGAAUCAGUGGCACCUACAAAAUGUACAAAAAAUUCUGAUACUAAAAAGCCUUCUACUGUGAAAUGGCUACCCUCCACACCACAGAAAAAAGGUUUGGAACAAAACAGUUUCAUUCUGGAUCAUGAUUAUAAGUACACUUGGAUUGGAAAGAGACCUAUACGAAUUACUGGUAGUAAAGUUAACAGGGAACCUGCUCUUAAUGAAGGUUUUUUGUCUUUAUCUGCUCAGUCAGAAAUGCAACAGGAUCCAUCUGAUAUUACACAGAAAGAAAGUGAAGCUGUCAGUGAUACAAAAUCAUGUGAUGAAACAAGUGAACAGAAUAUCACUGUGAAUGAUUUAACAACUUCUGAGAAGUUACCACCAUCUCCACCAGAUAUUUCAGCAGAUCCAUAUGAAUAUGGAGUUCUGGUAUAUCCAGGUAUAGGUCAUCCGUUACAUCCACUUGCCGUUAAACAACUUAUGCAAAUGAGAAGUACUGAGGUUUGUAUAGACAGGAAAUGGGCCGAAUUUUCUGUUUCUGUUGUGACGUCACGCAAGAAUAUUAAUAAUCAUGAUCACACUGAAACACAUGUGAUUCCAGUAAAAUGUAUACCUCCCUUUAAGGAUUUCAAGAUUAGUCCACACAAAGAAGAUGAGGUUUCUCCAUCACAUUCUGAAAGUGCACUCUUAAAUACUGAAAUUCCCAAAGACUCUGAUUCAAGUUUCUCAUCCUUCAAAAGAAUACAAAUAUCUCCAGAGACAGAAUUAUUCAAACAAAAUCCAAAGAUCAUAAAUGCUGAUAGUUUAGUAACUGUGGCAGAGACAGACCUAGAGGCUACAUGUGUGGAUCCUGGGAGCAGUAAAGCAGAUGAGAAUGUUUCAUCAACUCUUAGUUUUGUACCCUGUGAUGAGGUGCUACUUGAAGUCAAAAACAUUCUUAAAGAGAUGAUAGAUUGUGUUUUAGUUCAUGAAGUGGAGGAUACAGUCAUACAAGAUGAUCCUGAUGAAUCCAGUACAGUUACAAUGAUAACUCCAAAGUGUCAGAAGAAGGUUAUUGGCAAAUACAUGAAGAAUAAAGUGUACCGAGAACUAAAUCGAUUGGAUGUGAACGUUAUUGUCAUGGGAGAAGAUAGAAAUGGUUGUAUUGAGAAGAUAUAUGGAGGUACUUCCUGUGAAAAGGAUUUCUGUCGAUUGGGUUGUGUGUGUGCUAGUCUUCAAACAAGCCAGCCAUCUGCAACAUUGUCUAAUCAUUGUGGCAACUUAGAAUGCAUGUUUGAAUGUUCUUGUCAAGAACUCUCCACUACUCAGUCAAAUAGCAAUUCUAAUGCAGAAAAGCCUUCGCUCCUGUACUGUACAGCUAUACGUUUGCAAGAUGAGGAAAACAGGCACCUGGCAAAAGUAGAGAAGGAAUUCAGGCAUACAGUGAUACAAUCAAAGAAUGAGGUGAUUGUCAUACGAGGCAGCAGUAGUGGUGAUGGAGGAAGGCGUCGCAGGGAGAUAAAGUUGCCUGAAAGAUACAGGGACUCUUCUGUUGUUCUUGGUAAAGAGUUUGCAAUGGCUGAAUUCAAGAUGAUUACAGGCGAGGAUAUAAAUAGCACACCGGCUGUGUCUAGUAAUCACAACACAAGACGCAGUGAGCGGCAGUUGUAUUUACCAAAUUAUAUAGAGGUAGGAGUGCCAAAGUCAGCAUCAAUGAGUAUCACAAAACCACUCCACAAGUCCACAAAGGGAAAAUUAACCCUUGAGCAGAAGGUAUCGCUUUGGUGUAAACGCUUCAAGGUGAAGCCAUGUAGAGUUCGUAUUGAAAAAACAGAAGGUUUAGAAAAUGUUGUACCAUGGUGUAUGGUUCACUUGAGAUAUGACUGCUUUUGUUUUAGACAGAGCGCAAAGUCAUUUAUGAGAAUGCCCUACCAAUCUAUAGAGAGACCUCCACCAGUUCCAGGUCCACCUCUUGACUCUACUGCAACAAACGUGGAUUUUGUGAAACAUCAAAACCGUGUGUCUAGAAAUGUGGCAGUGAAGAGCACAAGUCAAGCAAACUUUUAUCAUGCUCAUAAUGUGAACUGCCAUUCUGCUCGUACAGUUGGCUCUACUAUAAACUAUGUUCUUCGCAACCAAUCACAUUUCUUUAAAUGGCGCCAUGAGAGAAUUGGUCUUCAAGAGUCUGAGACUAAAUGCAAUGUAAACAAUGCUUUUUGCGCACCUUUCCAAAUGACUGAGCCUGUAAAUAUAAUCAGGCCCCCAGGUGAUAUUGUGAUGCAGGCUGACUGUGGUUUGCUAAAUGAACAGGAAAUGAUGCCCAUUGAUUCUGAUACUGGAGAUGGUAAUGAGGAAGUUGGCUUUGGCAAAAUUGUAAGCAUCGUGUCUCUCAAACCAGAAGAAUUUGAGAAAUGUGGAUCAGAGGACCAGACAGAACAUGAGGCUGAAGGAUCCUGCAACAUGGACAUGGUUCUAAAUACUGAAGGUCAGUUAACAGGAGUAUUAUCUGCAGAAAGAAAUGUCUCUGAAGAAAACAGUAAUGUAACCAAGUCUAAAACUCAAAGACACAGUUCAGACAAUUCUGAACAUCAUUCUGAAGAAAAUUCUUGUGAAAAUCAAAUAUAUGAGAAACUGGCAUCAGUUUUAAUUCCUGUUUUUCCAGACACUGGCCAUGAUAUUUAUUCUGUACGACUAGCAGAGCUGAUAUCAAGGAAGGACUCUGAGCUUAGAAACAUAGUGGAAAGUUGUAACAUGCCACUGAAUCUGUCCCAAAGUACUACUGGUUCAAUCCAGGUAAUCGGUUGGAACAUCCUAAUAAACCAAAUAGAGAACCGAACAUAUCAUCUGUGGUUGCAGUAUAAGCGUGCAUGUGUGCCAAAAAUUAUCAUCACAGGAACUGCUGAUAAACCUGAUCAGUAUUGCAUCAGUCUCUGCAAUUUUUAUUCUGAUUCCCCUCCUCAAUUCCACAAUAAAUUACCCCCAUUUAUUACUUUUCUUAUAGAGCAGUUGAGUAUCAAGAACAGAACCCCUGGUGUCAGUUCAGAAGAUGUGAACUGUUUUGGGCUGUUACAAUUUGAUGGGGACAGAUGGGAGCUAAUUGGUUCUUUUAUGAGAAAUACUCACAUUGUUGAAUGGUGCAGCAACCAGUUAGUCCAGAGUCACACUGCAAAACAAGCAAGACACCAAAAGGCUUCUGCCAGACAUCAGCAAGAUCAGAAAUUCAGUAAAUCUUCUCAGAAAGGAAGAUCUGAAGACAUAGCAGAAAAGCAAUCCUACAUUAUAGAGGAACAAGAAAUUAGAAAGGAAACCAAGUUUCAUGAAGAUAGUAGAAAUGAUAACAUAAACAUGAACACAGUUGCAUCAUUCAGCCCGCCAUUAACAGAUUUAUGGAAACAUCAGGAUGGCGUUGGUAGUUCACAAGAAAGUGUGGUUGAAAGUUCACAAACAGUUCAAGAGGCUACUGUGGAACAGCAUAUACAAAUAAGAAAGAGCCACACACACCCUGACUUACCAUUAAAAGAACAGAAUCUAUUUUUUGACAGACCUGUCGUUUGUGGAUCUACCGAUGUACUCUUAGAUCUGAAGAAACGAUUGGGACCACAGUUGGUGCAGUCUCACAGUGUGGGAACAAUAGGAGCUGGUGCAGAUCUGACAAAUACUGAUAAAGUUUCUAGUGAAGAUGUCAUUGCGGUUUGUGACAGCAAAUUAACUUCGGAUAGUGCUCGUAAUAAUGGCAAGACUGUAAAGAAUGAUGCAGAUCAGAAAUCUGUUACUACAAAUGCAUACUCUGCGGGAAGAGAAUCAGUUCUAGUUCAUGAGUCUCCUGUUUCAAGAAAGAAUUUUUCCUUACAUUCAGAAUCAGAAUGCGGAAAUUGCGAUCUGAAGGUUAUAGAUUCCCAAGGACAGAUCCAGAGUAGUGACCUGAAGGAUGGCGGCUGUGAGGAAAUAACUGUGAUAGGCCCAAAACAAAAAUCCUUUAUUUCAGAAAAAACAGAGGUUACCACUAAUCAACAAUCUAUUUUGGAACAGUCUCUCACUUCUCGUAUUGGUACAUUAUCUGUCAGAUUGUCUAAUAAUAGCUGUAAUUCUGGCAAAAUUCAGAGUUCAGGAGUUGAAGUUCCACUGCCAACAGGAUGUGAUCCUGCCCGUUGGUACAUGUUAAACAUAAGAAAUCGUUUUGAUUUGCUGCAUCUUUCCCGUAGUAAAUGUAUUAUUAGAUAUGCACAGCUGAUCCGAGCUGUCUACUUGGCUAACAGUCAUGGUAAAACUGUCCGUGUACCUCUUGAGAAACGGCUUUCAAAAGGAAUCGAUGGCAAGAAUACUUCUGUGUCCAGUGACAAGCACCAGAUUGCUAGUGCUACUCAGCCAAAAUUUGGUGUGUAUACUGUUCCAAACCUCUACACUAGAGUUUUCAUUGGUCCCUAUGGACUCAGAGAAGAUGCUGGUGUAGGUGCUAUCAAGAUUAUAAAUGGCAGAUUGGUAAAUACAAUGUACUUAGAUCCUCAGCAUGAUUCUUUAGCUGAUACUGAUGAGGGUAUCACUGCUUUAUUGGAAUCUGGUGGGAAUGAGGCAGUCCUCAACAUGAAGAUGGAGCAGAUGUAUGAUAGUGUAGCACGUGCUCCAGAAGAUGGAAGAAUGUGUCGAGGCAUGUGGUUAUACACAGCUAGAUCAGAAGACAAAGCAAGUACAGCAGUAAAUGUAAAGACUUCUCUUAUAAACAUAACUGGGAAUAGAGUGUCUUCAGCCAGUACAAGAUCUUCCACUUCAGCUUCAGUAACUGAAAUUGGUGAUGAAGAGCAAAACACUGCAACUGAUAUGGAGAAAUCACACACUUUUUUAUGUGAAGAAAAGUUUCAUACAGAAAUGAAAGACAGCAAAUCAUGUAGUGAAAGUGAAGAUGCUGCACAGCAUUCAGUAGGAGAUGAUGUUGGAACUGAUUUAAGAAGGAUGGUGUCAAGACGUAAACAGUCAUUCAGUGUGCAGAAUGUUGCGCAUGUGACACAUCAGAACAUUUCAGUUCAUGAGACUCCAAAAAAUGUAGGAAAAGAGUGUGAUAUAGAGGAAGGAGAAGUGAAACAACAAAGCUCAAAGCAUAGUCCACUCCUGGCCGUUACUGAACCUGACUCCACAUGUAUCAGAGAUUUACUUUCAUCGGCGAAGUCUGAUAGUGAUAUAGAUGUAGUGGAUAUGGAUACAUCCUCUAGCACAGGAAAACUGUUGCAUAGGACAUGUAUGUUACCAGGGGCAAAGGGAGUUGAUUGCAAGGGAAGUGGAGAGAAUGAAGACAGUUCUUUGCAACAGCACCAGAAACAAAUCUUUCCUGAACCCACAGACAAUGCAGCAUCUUCAACAACACCUGUCUGUAGUGCAGUGUCUGUCCACAGUGCCAGUCCCUUGGUGAAAGAUACGUUUAAACCACCGUUGCUUGCGAGACCAACAUACCCACAAGGGUCAACAGUGAUGUCGGUUGGGAAAACUAUUGUAUCAGUCAAGUUGGUACCUUCCAUUCCCAGAGUGGGUUACAUAAAAGCAGUCAUGUACCAUAACAAAUCUGUUAUGCUAAAGGAUCCAUUUUCUUCCAUGGAUGAACAGGCCUACUUCCAGAACUUGGAAACAGCUACAAGAUGGCUUACAGAUGAACUGAAGAAGAGAAUUCAGUUUAUACCAGAGCACUUAAAACUCAUAUGGAGAAUCAAACAUGCAACUGUGAAUAUCAAAACUUGCCAGCUUUUUGAUUGCAAAAUAUUGGAUGGGAAUCAUAUUUUAACAGAAAAAGGAGUAUUUGAACAGAAGGCAAAGCCUGCUGUAACUCAUGCCACUAAUGAAAAGAUGAGAAGGCAGGAGCUGUUCGAUUCCUUCCAGGUGCUUCGGUCCACACUCCUGCCUAAAGAGCUACAUCGUAAAACCAAAAGAUUUGACAUACUAAAGCUGGCUGUAGAUGAAAUCAAAUGCAUUCACGCUAUGAAUACACGGCUCCAAUCACAGCUGGAAGUGCUGCAAAAGAGGAGACUAACCAAUUGUGCAAAAUUAUAUCAGAAAUUGAAAGCUCUCCCAUCUGUGAAAGACAGAAAAAAGGAAGUGGCCAAUUUAAGGAAGAUUUUUGAAAAUUAUGAUGAAAAAGUCCCUAUCAUUAACCUUCAUGAAACAACUAGUGAUGCUGAUGAAGAAAGUGUGACUGAACUACAAAGGAAAGCUGUGGGUUCUUCACAUCAUGCUGAGAAUGCUCAACAUUCACACAUGUUUGAUAGAGCAAAUGGCAAUACAGAUGAUUCAAAUGAUUGUGUUACAGAUGGAAAGGACAAGGAAGAUAGUACUAAUAUAGUGAAACCAUGGGUUGGCUAUCCUUUGAAGCCGAAGAAGGGCAUGGAUGAUGAUUUUGUUUCUGUGAGCAUUUCAGUUGUUCAGGAUGAUGGACCAGCGCCAGUUGCAUCAGAACGUGAGGACAAGGAUGUAGUGACAGUAACUCGAAUUCCACAGGGCAGUGGUAAAGAGAAGCCACUCCAGGAUCCAAUAAGCAGUGCUCAUAAGUCAUGUAUUAGCAGUGAUGAAGGUGUCAUUCAAUCCAAAUUUACUGCAUCAGGAGAGAAACAGAUACCAGACGAAAUCAUAACUGUUCUGGACACUUCGCAGGUUAUUCCAGUGAAAACUGACAUAUGUGAAAGGCAAGUCGAUCAUACAGUUAAAAAGCGUGUUUUCCCUAGUUUGCCUGGCAGCUCUGAAAAAGAAGUAAAUUGCAUGUUACCAGAAAAGUCAGCUCCCAUUAGCCUUUUAAAAAAGUCAACGGAUGCAUCCAUAGAAUUCAUUGAACCUCCAAAUAUGCAAGGAAAGAUCAAAACAGAGGGAACCAAAAGGAAGGCAGAGUUUGGCAGUAUUGUAGUGAAUGAACCACAGAAGCCCACAUUGAAAUCUCUUGAUGUUAAAGAUACUGUUCCAAACUCAGGUGAGAAGCGAAGUAACUGUGAUGAAGAGACUGAUACAGGAGGUAGAGUUCCAAGUUUGGAUGUCAUAUGCUAUACUGUGAUGCCUUCUCAAAGAAAGAGAACCCCCGUUUGUGUUGACAACAAGAGGACUGGGGCAUGCACUUCUCUUGGGGUGAGACUUGCUGCAAACAUUGAAGCCGCAGAUCCAGUAAUUGAUAAUUUACAAAAAUUCAAAUUGAAACAACAGAGGUUUGAUGUAAGUUCAUCUGGAAAUAUCAUACUGACCAGUAAUGAAAAUAAUGUAGAUAGCAGUCCUUCCAAAAAUGUACAAAUCAAUGAGGUGAAUAGGAGUCUACAAAAUCAUGUAAAAGAUGCAAAUAUUCGUGAAAAAAAUGCCAUAAAAAAUUUAUUCAGUGAUUUGCCUAAAGUAGUGAGUGUAAAUGAAACAGACUCCAUCAGCUCUCCAUCUUUAAAGAAGGACGUUCAUCAAGGAAGAAGUUCAGACUUCAAGUAUGCUUAUGAUAAUUCUACAUCUAGAUUGGUUCCUGCCACUGUUUCUUCAGGAAAUAAAGUGGGAUACCACAUCGUAACAAACAGCCAAUGUGGAAGAAGUGGAAAUGCCCUAUCUUGUUCAAAUGUUGCAAUGAAGACAGCAGUGGGUCAAAAUGAAACUCUCACCCCUGUGUUUGUGGCUGUUGUAUCAUCAGCAAGUACAUAUGCAGCAGGAACCACCAACAGCAUCAGUGCCCCAAAAGUGAAUAUCGUGGCUGCUGUAUCAUCAGCAAGUACAUAUGCAGCAGGAACUACCAACAGCAUCAGUGCCCCAAAUGUGAAUAUCAUGGCUGCUGUAUCAUCAGCAAGUACAUAUGCAGCAGGAACCACCAACAGCAUCAGUGCCCCAAAAGUGAACAUCGUGGCUGCUGCAUCAUCAGCAAGUACAUAUGCACAUGCAGCAGAAACCACCAACAGCAUCAGUGCCCCAAAAGUGAAUAUCGUGGCUGCUGUAUCAUCAGCAAGUACAUAUGCACUUGCAGCAGAAACCACCAACAGCAUCAGUGCCCCAAAAGUGAAUAUCGUGGCUGCUGUUGGAAGCAGUAAUCUACAGACUAACCAAACUGGACCUCAGUUUGCAUCUGGUGUUGGUUCCUCUCCAGGUCAUACUGUACACCUGUUGCAGCCUCUCACCACUAGAAGACUCUGUGUUUCAGGAAACAAGUUGCUCAGUUUUCAGAGGAAUAAGAAUAAUCAGUACAUGCUGUGCAGUGGAAACCAAAUGUAUGCAGCACAUCUGCUUCCAGCACCUGUUCCUACACAAAAAUCACCGUCAUCAGUGGUUACCAAGUAUACAGAUUCCAGUAGCAGUAUAAAUAAAGAUAGUGUCCCAUUGCUUACAGUUCCAAGGCCAAAUACCAAUCUUAUUGUGAACUGCCCCCCCUUGGUGAAACAUUCUGUUAGUAAUCCUCCACAGUCAUCAGAAUUGAGUACAAACUCUGCAAAUCACAAUAUAAAAAUAAAACACUUACUACCUAAUGCGUGUCCUACUUUUAUACCUGACAAACUGAGAACACCAUCUCACAAUGUGAUAUCUGUUAAUGAUGUGCAUACCACCACCAACGUUCCAGGGUUGACUUUAAUGACUCAUACAACUCAUACAAACUCCACUGCAUCUCGUACUUUGACACCAGAUGUUGUCAACACAACACAGAGUAAACCCAUAGUCUCUGUUCGAAAUUCAAAUUCAUAUGCAACCACCAUAAUACCUAAAAGAUUAGAGUCAUCGCCAAGUUCUCCAGCUUUCAUUUCUCUUGCAAGAAAAUUGCCUUCUGCCACUUUUGAAAGUGUUAAAAAGGAUCCUACAGUUUGCCUGAGAACUGUUGCUUCUAACAAUGCGGUAAGCAAACUAAUGACAACUCAUACAAAAUCAGUGGAACCAAGGUCAGUUAAUAUGAAAGUGACAUCGCCUGUGGCUACUAGAAAAAUUUUCAUGUUAGAUGUUCGUUUAAAGGUUCCGUGUAGUAGCAAUAGGGUGUCUAGUGGUAAUGGUGUAGGCAAAGAGAAAAGUGAAAUAUCUCAAAAUGACUGUGUUUCCAGUGUUAGAAUAUUACGUGAGAAAUCUGAAAAUGACAUUUCCAGUCCUAAGGACUCUGAUGAAAAAUCUCAGGAUGAAAGUGUUUCUGGUGAUACAACAUCAGAUAAGAAAUCUCCAUAUGAAAUUUCUGGUAUUAUAUCAAAUGAGAAAUCUCAUAAGGACAAUUCCCGUGUCAGAACACCAAAGCAGAAGUUACAACACAACAGAAUUUCUUGUACUCGAUCGUCUGGUAGAACGACGCACAAAUCUGCAGUACCUUCGCCAAAGCAAGAUUGUCAUACCACUUCAAGUCGUGAAUCUAGAGCCAAGGCUCGUGAAGACACUAGAAGUAUGGCAAGAAAAAAAGUAAGAUCAGGUUCUAAAGCCAAAAUGACCAAGGCUCCAGUAGAAAUGAUGGUAACAAGAAGUAGUAGUAGAAAGAAAUGGAUGUAUGGAAGGAAGUCUUGUACAUAAUUGUAAAUAAAUACACCUUGUAAGUUUUCAAAAAUAUGAGCUGUUAAAGGUACAUUAAUAUACAAUAAUCUCUGAAGAAGAAUAACUGUUUUGUAUGUUCUCUGGUUUUGAAUAUAGUGAAUGUUUUUUUACAAAAAUGUCUCCUAGAGGAAUUCUGAUUUAUGAUGAUAUAUUAGCAUACUGUUGAUAUACAGCACCCAGAAAUGUUUCCAGAUUGUCACUUACAAACUUGGUAUCCUUUUAUUUAUAAUAAAACCAAUUUCUUAUGUUAAUAUAAACUGUGCCAUGUCAUGCUGUCAGCAUUAUAGAUGUACUAUUUUUGUUUAUUCUAAGUAUUAGUUCUUAUAAAAGAUGCAACUCUGUCAUCAGCUACAAACAGAAUUUUACGAGGCAUAAUCUGGACUGUGGUUGUCAUGUAGGGUUUAGUUUCUUCCCAGUUAUUUCUUGG